AGAGCCAGCAUGUGGAUAACGUGGUGUGUGGCUGCCCUGUCCGUGGCGGCUGUGUGCGGUUUCCGCCAAGACACGAACACCGUCCUCAGGGUUACCAAAAAUGUGCUGAGCGACGCCAUUUCGGGCACCCUGCAGCAAAGCGAUGCCCUCCACACGGCCCUGAGAGAGGUGCCCAUGGGUGUUGGUGGUGUUCCCUACAAUGACUUCCAUGUCCGAGAGUCACCCCCAGUAUAUACCAACGGCAAACAGCUUGGUGGUAAUUACAAGUAUGGUCACAUCAAUAGCAACGACAACACUGCUCAGCUUGGGGGCAAAUACCGAUAUGGGGAGAUCCUUGAGUCAGAUGGAAGCAUCAGGGACCUCCGAAACGGUGACUACCGCAAUGGCGAGAAUGCAUAUGGCGGCCAUAGGGGCUAUGGGCGGUAUAGGUCAGCAGAAGGCACAUCAACUGUGGGCAGGCUUCACCGACGAGAGCUGCGGCCUGGAGAAAUCCCACCUGGCGUGGCCACUGGGGCUCUGGGCCCCGGUGGUUUGCUGGGCACUGGAGGCAUGCUGGCAGCUGAUGGCAUCCUGUCAGGCCAAGGUGGCCUGCUCGGUGGAGGAGGUCUCCUUGGUGACGGAGGACUUCUUGGAGGAGGAGGCGUCCUAGGAGUGCUCGGCGAGGGUGGCAUCCUCAGCACUGUGCAGGGCAUCACAGGGCUUCGCAUUGUGGAACUGACUCUUCCUCGGGUGUCUGUGCGGCUGCUGCCCGGUGUGGGCGUCUACCUGAGCCUGUAUACCCGCGUGGCCAUCAAUGGGAAGAGUCUCAUUGGCUUUUUGGACAUUGCUGUAGAGGUGAACAUCACGGCCAAGGUGCGGCUGACCAUGGACCGCACAGGUUAUCCUCGGCUGGUCAUUGAACGAUGUGACACCCUCCUGGGGGGCAUCAAAGUUAAGCUGCUGAGAGGACUGCUCCCCAACCUUGUGGACAACUUAGUGAACAGAGUCCUGGCCAACGUCCUCCCUGACUUGCUUUGUCCCAUUGUGGAUGUGGUACUGGGUCUUGUCAAUGACCAGCUGGGUCUCGUGGACUCUCUGAUUCCUCUGGGGAUAUUGGGAAGUGUCCAGUAUACCUUCUCCAGCCUGCCGCUUGUGACUGGGGAAUUCCUGGAGCUAGAUCUCAAUACUUUGGUCGGAGAAGCUGGAGGAGACCUCAUCGAUUACCCACUGGGUCGACCAGCUGUGUCUCCCAGGCAGAAGAUGCCAGAAUUGCCCCCCAUGGGAGACAACACCAACUCCCAACUGGCCAUGUCUGCCAAUUUUCUGGGCUCAGUGCUGACUCUCCUGCAGAAGCAGAGGGCACUAGAUAUUGACAUCACUGACGGCAUGUUUGAAGAGCUUCCUCCACUCACCACAUCUACGCUGGGGGCACUGAUUCCUAAGGUGUUCCAGCAGUACCCAGAGUCCCGCCCACUCACCAUCAAGAUCCAGGUGCCUAACCCACCAACGGUGACGCUGCAGAAGGACCAGGCCAUAGUGAAGGUGUUUGCCACGGCUGAGGUCACGGUUUCCCAGCCCAAUGAUGUCGAGACCACCAUCUGCCUCAUUGAUGUGGACACAGAACUCUUGGCCAUGUUUUCCGUGGAGUCAGAUAAGCUCAUGAUCGAUGCCAAAUUGGACAAGACCAGCCUCAACCUCAGAACCUCAAAUGUGGGCAACUUUGACGUUGGCCUCAUGGAAGUGCUUGUCGGGAAGAUUUUUGACCUGGCAUUUAUGCCUGCAAUGAACGCUGUGCUGGGCUCUGGAGUCCCCCUCCCCAAAAUCCUCAACAUUGACUUCAGCAACGCGGACAUCGAUGUCCUGGAGGAUCUUCUGGUAUUGAGCACCUGA
Molecule: messenger RNA, 1869 nt
Organism: Elephantulus edwardii (Cape elephant shrew)
Lineage: Eukaryota; Metazoa; Chordata; Mammalia; Macroscelidea; Macroscelididae
Gene: BPIFB4
Product: BPI fold containing family B, member 4
Exons: 16
Coding region: 10-1869 (619 amino acids)
Molecular function (GO): lipid binding
Source: RefSeq, a predicted model, not a curated record